This is a messenger RNA of Porites lobata, 336 nucleotides long. The record is from the annotation of a GenBank genome assembly. Lineage: Eukaryota; Metazoa; Cnidaria; Anthozoa; Scleractinia; Poritidae.
UGUCUGAUCUUUAUCGUUUCACUGGUUGAAAAUUCGCUCAUUGUUACGAUCGUUUAUAAAACGCCGAACUUAAAAAAACCGAUAAAUUAUUUCAUUGCAAACAUGGCCUUUUCUGAUAUUCUGUCUGCAAUAUUCUGGAUGCCUUUGAACCUGUCACUCGUGCACACCAACUCCUUACUUAUUGGUGUUCAGCUUGGCCAGGCCUUGUGUAAGCUUGUCUUUUUCUUUGGUAACGUUUCCCUUUUCGUUUCGAUACGGAAUCUGAUUCUGAUUGCGGUGGAUCGAUUUGGGCCGUGGUGUUUCCACUCCGUUCGCCACUCAUCGGAUCCAAAGUAA